AUGUCUGCCGUUGCCGCGAAAAAUCGUUUGAUGUCCGAGUACAAGGGACUGGCCAAAGAGAAAUGGGUCAAUAUCGAGAUGAAUGAAGACUCGCUCUUUAAAUGGCAAGUCGGUUUGAUGGUUGUUAACGAUGAGAGUGCUUUCAACGGUGCUUACUUUAAGGCCGAAAUGACUUUCACCGACAAUUAUCCUUACAGCCCUCCUACCUUCAAAUUCCUCCGACCAAUUCAACACCCUAAUAUCUAUCCCGACGGUAAAUUAUGUAUCUCAAUCUUGCACCCACCUGGAGAAGACGAGCAAUCCGGAGAAUCUGCCAGUGAACGUUGGUCACCUCUACAAGGUGUUGAAUCUGUCUUGCGAUCCAUCCUUCUGCUCCUUGAUGAUCCCGAGAUCAAUUCUCCCGCCAAUGUCGAUGCUGGGGUUAUGUACCGUGAUUCUAGGGAAAAAUACAACGAGAAAGCUAAAGAGGCUGUUGCUGCUUCGAAGCAGGAUAUUCCAGCCGGAUUCGAAAUGCCGAAAACACUUGAAACUGCCCCUCCUGCGAAACUUGUAGAUGACGACGCGUUCUGGGCCGAGAGUGAUGAAGAGGACGACUUUGGCGCCAGCGAUAGUUCCGAUGAAGAAAUGGAGAAUGAAGACGAAGAGGAAGAGGAUGGCGAGGAGCAAGAAGAGGACGAUGAAGAUAUGGAAGAUUAAAGGGGGAGAGCUAUCAAGUCUGACUCAUUCUUGAAGCUCAUUGCUUUUCUCGAACCUCCCAAAUGUUCUCGAUACUGGCUACUUCGUUAAAAUUGCACAUGGUCACAACUUGCGAUUGAGGGAGGGUCAUUUUAUUUUAUUUUACAAUGCAUAGCACAGCGGCGGUACGCUCGGUUUACAUGGGAGGCGCAAAGGACAAUGCAAGCAUAUUUGCAUUCCAGGCGUACGUAUAACAUGCUUUUUACAUUGGGGGAUCUUAGCGCUUUUAGAUUAUGGGGGAUAUGGAUUGGGUGUUACGUAUUUUGGAGGGCAUAAUUUGUCUGGGGCUUUUGCAGUAAGCAGUGAGAUAG
Botrytis fragariae is the source of this 1046-nucleotide messenger RNA. Its product is annotated as putative ubiquitin-conjugating enzyme protein. Gene Ontology annotation, molecular function: ubiquitin conjugating enzyme activity. Lineage: Eukaryota; Fungi; Ascomycota; Leotiomycetes; Helotiales; Sclerotiniaceae. Gene Ontology annotation, biological process: proteasome-mediated ubiquitin-dependent protein catabolic process; protein polyubiquitination. The record is from RefSeq and is a predicted model, not a curated record. The coding region runs from base 1 to 696 and encodes 231 amino acids. The transcript is spliced from 3 exons.